Peronospora belbahrii is the source of this 2727-nucleotide messenger RNA. Lineage: Eukaryota; Oomycota; Peronosporomycetes; Peronosporales; Peronosporaceae. The record is from the annotation of a GenBank genome assembly.
AUGAGCUCGUUGCUAAAAGGUCUCAAGUUUAUGCGUCGCUUAGAGCGUGAUGGUGACGAUACAAAUGACAAGAAAAAGAAGAAAAAGAAGGAGAAGAAGAAGAAGCGUAUAAAUAGACAUCGAGAUAAGGAAAGGAGCGAAGAAGAAGCAGAAGAAAUGACGAAGAACAAACGUAUUGAAGAGAAAAAGACGAGUCUUCGGGAUGAGUGGAUGACGAUGCCUUAUAUGAGGGUAAAUGAAGAGCAUAUUGAGACCAUUAAGACAAGUGACGAAUUGGAAAUUGAAGCAAAAGAGAAGAAAAUUCAGAACGAGAUUGAUGCUGGUAUGAGAGAACCUGUGACAGGGAUGGUCUAUGGUCUUUAUGAUCCAAAGAAUCCAGAUGCUCCUCCAACAGUUUCUAGCAAAGUAAGUCAAGAAGAUAGAGACGAUGAUGAGAAAAGAGGAGGAAUUGAAGAGAAAGGAGAAAUGCCGUUAUUUGGUGAUGGAGGAGCUAGUUGGCGAGGAAAGAUGUUGAAACGAGCACAAGAUCGUGCGCGAUCGUCAGGUGUUACGUUGGAAGAAGUAGUAAACGGAAGAUUUGGAUCAGUGAGUGCACUGAAGGAGAAGGCAAAAGGGUCGGCGUCGGACAAGGCCCAUCUUCAGUACAAACGACAUCGGAUUGAUGACGAAGAUGACGAAAAGAUGACGGGACAAUCACGAAAGUUGGAAAUUGGACGAGAUGCAAAGGAUAAAGCACUGUUGCCAAAGUACUCAAUGCGACUGCAACGGUCAGUGGCGCACACUGUGGAAGACGGUAUUAAACGUGAUGAGGGUCGACGCCAAACAGAUCGAAGCAGCAAUCAAAGCAAAAACCAAGAGGAAGACGAUCCGAUCAACUAUGAUAAGCUGCCUGAUUUUGACCGCGGUGUCGUUGCCAAUGUUUCUCGACCUGUGGAUCAUAGUAGUCGCACCCGUGACUACAAUACGAAACGUUUUCAAAGCAGUGACUUUCGCCACCAAAAGCGUACUCGUAGCAGUAGUCGGAGUAGGGAAAGAUCUGAUCGUGCGAAGCGUUCACGAGUGCCGGAGAAACGGUUUUGCUUGCGAUCUCGCUCUUCUUCGCCAGUCCAUUCGGAAUCCAAUCUUUCUGACAAAUGUGGUCGUGCCGAGCAAAGCGAAGCUAAAUUAUUGGAGCUCGAGAGGCACGUCACACUGACCUCAGCUGCAUCAGCGUACAAGAAAGUGACUUUUCUAUAUGCCGUUGAUGAUGCAAAGGCAAAAGCUGAUCUUGAGAUGGAGAAACGGAACGCGUUUCUUUAUGGCAACAAGAAGUCUGAUGCUCUCAAAGUUGCAGAUGCAUCGGAUGUUGUACCACCUUUUGCGUCCGAACAGAGACCAUUCCAAUUUGAGACCGCGAAGAUGCCAGAUUCAUCUGCAAAAGAUACCAAAUCCGUUUUCGAAAGGAAUGGCAGUGCUCACGAGGAGAACGAAAAAGCCGAGCUCAACAAGUUGGCGGCAAAGGCGUUGCGAGCUCAGAUGAUGGGUAAGUUAUCACUUUUCCGAAAGCUGACAGAAGAGCUUAAUGAAUUGGAGGCUAAAUUGGGACGGGAGAAGACUGCUGCAGCAGUUUCACACUGUGAGGCUAUUGGUGCGCUACCGCCGCUUGAAAACGAAGACAUGCGCUACGGGCCGCGUAAGGGCAAAAAGAAGCGUGCAGACCUCAUGGAUGUUAACAGACCGGACGUGGCAGCGUCACUGGAGGAACUUGUCCGAGAGGAGCGUAUGUCGAGUGCACAUGCUGAAAACGGAAACAUGGAUUCUGUUCAUGCACGGAAUAUUGUUCGACUUGGCUCGCGUUACAAGGGAACAGAAGUGAAUGUUCAAAAUUUUUCCAGCGGAUUUGAUGAAGAAGAUCAAGUGGACAUGAAGAUGCUGCAACAACCUGGUUCAAACCUGACUCGGCGUGCUCGAGUCCAGCGCGAGCACGCGAUUGCCGUAAAUGAGUGUAAGAGGUGGGAUCAGCGGACUCAUAAGUGUCAACUGUGUAUGAAGAGUCCUACUUUUAAAAAACACUUGACGGUGUCUUUGGGCGAAUUUACUUAUUUAGCCGUGCCAAAUCGACCUCGAUUGCAUCCUGGACACUGCGUGAUUGUGCCGAUCGAUCACACCUGCUCUGUUGUCCAAGCGGAUGAGCAGGUAAGUGACGAAAUUACCCGGUUUCAGAGUGCGCUUUCCCGUAUGUGCGAAAAACAGUACGGUAUGAGUGUAGUGUUUAUCGAACAAACAAGUGUGCCUCACCGAAAGAAACACACGGUGGUUGAGUGCAUUCCUGUUGACUCCGAGUUGGCGUUGGAUACGCCGCUUUACUUCAAGCAAGAGCUCAUGCAAGCCAAUGGCGAUUGGAACACGCAUGAACCAAUCAUUGACACCAGCAAAGGUGGCAUUAAAAGUCAAGUUCCACCAACGUUCUCAUACUUUCACAUCGAGUGGCGUACUCGUGACGGGCGAGGAGGAUACGCCCAUGUGAUUGAAGAUGAGGACAAAUUUCCCCGAGAUUUUGGCGUGAAUGUUGUGGCAGGUAUGCUUGAUAUGAGACCACCUAAAUUCGGGCGUCGCGAGGGUGGCAAUCGUCGCUCACUUGACGAUGGCAAACGGGACGUUUUGGCAUUUCUCAAGGACUGGGAGGCGUUUGAUUGGACGCGAGACCUUGAUGGCGGAGAAAUCAAGUCACAAGCACAAGGCGACUAA